Messenger RNA from Penicillium daleae, 732 nucleotides. RefSeq lists its product as uncharacterized. The coding region runs from base 1 to 732 and encodes 243 amino acids. The record is from RefSeq and is a predicted model, not a curated record. Lineage: Eukaryota; Fungi; Ascomycota; Eurotiomycetes; Eurotiales; Aspergillaceae. The transcript has a single exon.
AUGCCAACCAACUUCCUGAGUCUCCCGGAGGAGAUACGAAACAAGAUCUACAGCUAUAUCCUGCUAAGUGAAAGCGUUAUAACACUAGGCCCCAAGCAAUUCUACGAUGAUGAGCCUGACCAAAAAUCAUCUUUCGCACGCCAUUGGAUGUCUAUCGGCCCAUUCUUGUGGAAACUAAUACCCGAGCUCAACAUCUUACAUGUGAACAGAGCAAUCAACAAAGAGGCAAAGUCCUUUUUCUACAGUCAGAAUCUGUUCAAUCUUGCCUUGCACGACUCAUCAAGGGUAUCCCAAAUCUUCGACCAAAUUGGCCCCGAAAGCACAAGUCAGCUGGAGCACUUCUUGAUUCAUUUCCCACACACCUCGGGUACCUCGGGGCAGAAUCUACCAUUUAGGACAGUGGACAUUGCCUUCGAAAUCUUCAAACUGGUGCGAAAACACUGUACAAAUCUGAAGAAAAUCACGACUUUCGUCUAUCGUUUAUCUAACGUGCUUCCACAUUUCCUUUCGCACCAGUCGGGCGAUGCUAUUCGGGAGACGAUGGUCGAGAUUGACGGUCUCUUUCGAUCUAUUCCGUCGCUCCGAGAAAUCGUUGCCAAGGUUUGGAGAUGCAAUCAUGUCAUAAUUUGGUUUAUCUACCCAAAUACCAGCGAAUUAAUGGAGAGGGAAAUGGAGAGACUCGGGUGGAGAGUUGAAGACUUGGAGCUGGAAUGUAAAUGGCCAGAGAGAUAA